AACAAGGAAGACCAGGUAAUUCAGGUGAACCAGGCUAUCCUGGAAUGCCUGGCCCUCCGGCUUUGAAGGGAGACAAAGGAAAUCAGGGUGAAAAAGGCACCCAGGGUCAUAAGGGUGAAGGAGGCAGAACAGGUACUCCAGGCCAUAAGGGAGCUAUGGGAUUAAAAGGAGAUAAAGGAGAGACAGGUGACAAAGGAAAUCCCGGCUUCCGUGGCAGUCAUGGCCAGAAGGGGGAACCGGGAAUGAAUGGCUUGAUGGGUUCCCCAGGCCCACGGGGAAUACAAGGAGAGAGGGGGUUUCCAGGAAUCCCUGGAUUAGAUGGAAAACCUGGAAGAGGUUUUUCAGAAGAAUUUAUUCGGCAAGUUUGCGCAGAUGUGCUGAGAACCCAGUUGCCUAUUAUACUUCGGGACAGAAGGUUGCAGCGCUGUGAUCACUGCCAAUCUCAUGAGACCAGCUCUGGACCUCCUGGUCCACCAGGCCCGAUUGGUCCACAAGGUCCUCGAGGCUUUCCUGGUUUGCCAGGAAAUGAUGGCAUUCCAGGUCUGGCAGGAAUUCCUGGGCGUCCUGGAUCUCGUGGUGCAAAAGGACCACCAGGAAAAAAUGGAGCUAAAGGAAACCAAGGUAUUGGAGUUCCUGGGAUUCAAGGCCCUCCUGGACCUCCAGGUCCUGAAGGCCUACCAGGGAUAGGUAAAGAAGGACAUCCUGGAGAACGUGGGGAGCCUGGGAAAGAUGGAGAACGUGGAAGUCCUGGAAUUCCAGGACAAACUGGACAGCCUGGAAUUUGUGACCCAUCUCUAUGCUUUAGUGCAAUUGUAGGAAGAGAUCCAUUUAGAAAGGGACCAAAUUAUUAAUCUGAGAUGUGUAAGUGGCAGACUAGCCCUUGUGCUUGCCUUAGAUAAUCUUUCAAGACUCAGGAAGAUAACUGGCAAUAAUUCCCAUUCCUAGGAACUAAAGUACCUCUAGUGGUGUAAAAUAAUCUGGUAAAAAUUCCCAUAUUCAGUAUAUGGGAUUUGGGUCUCCAAUCCAGUUGAAUUUAGUUAUCACUGAAAAUAGUGACAGUAGUUUGUCCUCAUUACCUUAAAUCAUCACCACUUUUCAAUCAUGGCUCUCUAUCUGUAUUCAGGCUCUGCUCUCCAGUGAGUUUAGUUUAAUUAUUAUGUUUGCCCAGCAACACUUGCUUCUGUUUGAAGUCCACUGGCAACCUAUUGACUUUGCUGGAAUCUGAAUUGGGCCCUCUGCACUUGGUAAUCAGGUGUAAAUCACUGUGAAAGGUUUUCUAUUCAGCCAGCAUAUACAGCAUCUUAAUUUUAAUGGAACAUGGCUGGUUGUUUUUUCACAAGUUUGUGAAUUUCCCCAAUUUCUUUGUCUUUCAUAUUGAGAAAGACACGAAUUAUCUGUUUUUAAAUGUUUAAUUUAUAAUUGGGCAAUUUGAUACAAUUUAUUAUUAGCCAUGCUGUCCUUUAUGAAUGUAUGCAAAAUAGUCGAUUAUACGUUUCUAUCCCCAAGCAAAAACAUCUCUGGAAGCUUCUAAAAUAGACUAAAGCACGCAUUUAAAAUUUUGAUUUCUAACUAUAGUCUGGCAAAGAUUUUUUUUUUUUUGUAAAAAGCAAACCUUCGCAGAGUAAAGCAUAACUUUAUUUAAUCUUUUCACCCUGAUUAUAGAACUUGUGUUACCAUUUUUGCUAUAGGAUUGCAAAUGUCAGACCAACAGUUUACAAGAGACCCUUGAUGCUUCCUUAUAAUUACAGUCUCUGCAAUGGUGCUUCUUCUCAGUGUUCAAUUUGUAAAAUGAGAUGCAUUCAAGAAGUGUACUGACAUUGUAACCAACUCAGUUGUACAAUUUCCAUCAGAAUUUGAAUUGGUUUUAAAUAUUAAUGGAAAGAUUUUCUGUUAACUGCAUUUACACAAAGCGCUAUUAACUAGCUAUGUUUGCUGGUUUUUCUGUUGUCAUUUGUAAUAUGCUUGACAUUCAAGGUUAAAUAAAUUUUUGUUGAG
Molecule: messenger RNA, 1995 nt
Organism: Python bivittatus (Burmese python)
Lineage: Eukaryota; Metazoa; Chordata; Lepidosauria; Squamata; Pythonidae
Source: RefSeq, a predicted model, not a curated record